Molecule: messenger RNA, 2860 nt
Organism: Ochlerotatus camptorhynchus
Lineage: Eukaryota; Metazoa; Arthropoda; Insecta; Diptera; Culicidae
Product: aminopeptidase N-like
Exons: 4
Coding region: 42-2840 (932 amino acids)
Biological process (GO): peptide catabolic process; proteolysis
Cellular component (GO): cytoplasm
Molecular function (GO): metalloaminopeptidase activity; zinc ion binding; peptide binding
Source: RefSeq, a predicted model, not a curated record
UCAGUUUAUUUUUCAACCGGCCAUCGAACGGUGCACCCAAAAUGAAGACGUUGAUUCUCGGUUAUUUGCUUGGAUCAUUCCUAGCCUUCUGCGGCAGUACGGAUAGUCCAAUUCGUGAAAUAGCUGCUGUAUCAGACGAGGAACCGGUUCAUGAUUCCGGCAUUCGCGCCAUCGAUACCUCGUACUUCCUGCCGCGAAACAACACCAUUCCGUACAAUUACUUCAUCCAUCUGACAACGCACGUGCACAACAAUGAUCCCAUCUUCCAGGGAACUGCAGAGAUCUACAUCCAGGUCAUCGAACCUACCCAGGAAAUCACAAUGCAUCUGCAGGAGCUUGUCAUUCAAUCUACGGAGUUGUCUCGAAUCCCUGAAAGCAUGGGAGUUCCAGUAAAGGUUGACACCCCCUUAUACAGCAUCGAUACCAGAACGGAACUUGUGACCUUCACCAGUCAAGCCCCUUUACCGGUGGGCAAGUACAUCCUGAAAGUAGUCUACACCGGAACGAUGAGACGCUACCAAAGUGGAUACUUCAUCUCUUCGUACAGAGAUGACUCCGGCAAGGUUCACUACGUGGGAUCAUCUCACUUCCAAGCGACUCUUGCUCGGCGCGUGUUCCCAUGCUUCGAUGAACCGGAUCUGAAGGCUACAUUCACCCUCUGGAUUACUCAUCACGAAUCGUAUAAUGCAGUUUCCAAUACGAACGUCAACUCUAUCUAUGCGGACAUCGAAAAUCCCAAUUAUCGGGUAACUCAGUUCCAGACGACACCGAAGAUGUCCACGUAUCUGUUGGCAUUCGCAGUGACGGAUUUCGUUACGAAGGUUGACGGUAGGCAGCAGGUUAUGGUGCGCCCUGACGGACUGGGGCAAGUCGACGAAACCUUGACAGCUGGAACGAAAAUUAUUGCCGCGUUGGAUGCCCAUACGGGUGUGGCGUAUCAUGACUAUAUGGCAAAAUUAACGCAUAUCGCCGUACCGGAUCGGGGUACCGGAGCCAUGGAAAACUGGGGAUUAGUCACCUACGGCGAGCCGGCAGUGUUGUUUGAUCCCGCAGUGAACAGCUAUCGCACCCAUAAACGAGUGAUUACGGUCGUUGCACAUGAGUUGGCUCAUCAGUGGUUCGGUAAUCUGGUCAGUCCAAAGUGGUGGGAAUACAUCUGGCUAAAUGAGGGAUUCGCAACGCUGUACGAGUACUAUGCUACGUCGUUGGUCUAUCCAGAGCUGGAAUACUGGGAGCUAUUCAACGUGGAGGUCAUUCAACGGGCGUUCGGACCAGAUGCCAGCGAGAAUACCCGAGCGAUGAAUACUCCGGCGGCUUCGCAGGACGAGGUUCAUGCCUUGUUCGACAUCAUCGCCUAUCAGAAGGCUGGAAGUGUUCUCAACAUGUUCCGAACCGUACUGGGUGACGAAAACUGGAAGGCAGCCUUGAAUAUAUACGUUGAAGGACACAAACUAAAUAGUACAACCCCAGAUGAUCUGUAUGAAGCUCUUCAAGUAGCCAUUGAAGGUAAGAAUGCCAUUCCGGACUCGUAUAGCAUUAAACAGCUUAUGGAGUCGUGGACGAAUGCAGCUGGAUAUCCAGUUCUGAACGUUCGUCGCAUCUACAAAACCGGAGGAGUUGUGAUUUCUCAGGAACAGUUCCUAGCAGACAAACGACUCCCGAACAGCCACGUUUGGCACAUUCCCUUCAACUACGUUGACCGGAGUCCUCGCAAGGCUGUUGAGGAGCAGAACGGUUUCUAUUGGCUAACCAGCAAAGCAUCGAUGCUUACUACCGGAACUCCAGAAAACCAAUUUAUCAUCUUCAAUCGGGAUCAGUUCGGAUACUACCGAGUUAACUAUGACCAACGGAAUUGGGAACUGAUCAUCGAUACGUUGCUCACUAAUCCGCUAGCUAUUCCCAAAGCCAACCGAGCCCAACUGAUUGACGACGCCUUCAAUUUGGCUCGAGCGGAGUACCUGGAUAUGGCCGUAGCUUUGAAGCUUCUCUCGUAUCUACGCUUGGAAAUGGAGUACGCUCCGUGGGCCGCAGCAAACAACGUUCUAAACUACUUCCACGAUAAACUCCAAGGAACCGCUCACUACGCUGGAUUUGUACGCUUCGUCGACGAAAUCGUCUCGGAAGUCUACAAAACUCUUCAGGUGGACACCGUUACUACCGAGGAAUCUGCCAUUCACAAAUACCUGAAGCAGACGAUCACCAGUUGGGCUUGUCGAGCUGGAAAUCAGGACUGCCUGGACAAAACCUAUGCCGCUUUGAAACGGGAAGUCGAAGAAAAAAUCAUCGUUCAUCCGGAUGUAGCGUCUGCGGUGUACUGCCACGGUCUCCGGGAUGGAUCUUACCUAGAGUUGUCGUACUUGGUCCCAAAGAUGGUUGCAUCGAAGAAUCAAGCCCAACGAACGGAACUGAUUACGGCACUGGGAUGUACGAAGGAUACUCAAAGCAUUGUAGCGCUGCUAACUGCCAUUCAGAUACCGACGGUGACCUAUCUGUCAACGGAGAGGACACAGCUGGUUGACGCCAUUGUGGCGGGAACGGGAUCGGAAGGGAUAGCAAUGCUUGUGCAGUACUUGAUGAACGCCAACAAUGCGAAGAAUUUGUUGAGUGCGAUUGGUGAAGGUUCCUUCCGCACGAUGAUCUUGAAUAUCGCUUCGCGGUCAAAUAACGCAACCGAGCAACAGAUGGUGAGUCAGUUGAUCGCUUCCUUGAAAGACAUCAUCCCGAUGGAAACCGGCCAAGCAGCGCAAGCCAGAAUGAAGGCUAAUGUUGAUUGGUUUACCAGUUUGCAGGGACUGGUGGCGGUUGAAUUCUACGAAAGAUACGGCGAUAAUGAAGUUUAAGCUUCAAGUGGCAAUAAAUC